Molecule: messenger RNA, 1106 nt
Organism: Neoarius graeffei (lesser salmon catfish)
Lineage: Eukaryota; Metazoa; Chordata; Actinopteri; Siluriformes; Ariidae
Product: H-2 class II histocompatibility antigen, E-S beta chain-like
Exons: 5
Coding region: 243-1106 (287 amino acids)
Biological process (GO): immunoglobulin production involved in immunoglobulin-mediated immune response; positive regulation of T cell activation; antigen processing and presentation of exogenous peptide antigen via MHC class II
Cellular component (GO): membrane; MHC class II protein complex
Molecular function (GO): MHC class II protein complex binding
Source: RefSeq, a predicted model, not a curated record
UAAUCCUGAACUUGUCUUAACUGAUGAAUUCAGAAGUUUUAAAUAGUGAACUGAUGGAUUUAAACCUGACAGCUUUAACAGGUGAACAGUAUUGGUUUGAAUUCUGCCUGGAAACAUGUGACUGUGUGUGUGUGUGUGUGUGUGUGUGGUGCAGGAUUGGUGUGUGUGUGUGUGUGUGUGUGUAGAGUAGAGCUGCUUCACCCACACUUUCCUCAGUAAGAGAACACACUCAGAGAGGAACAAUGUCGGAGCUGCUGAGAAUACUGCUCCUCUUACUGCCUGCCAUCCUGCACACAGCAAAUGGAAAUUCACAGGUAAUGCAGCGUUGGUGCCUCUGGAGCUCUGAUGAUCUCAGUGACAUAGAGCUCAUAGAGUCUUACACCUUCAAUAAGAUCAAAUACAUAGAGUUUAACAGCACUCUGGGGAAGUUUGUGGGAUACACUGCACACGGCAUCUAUAACGCAGAGAGAUUUAACAAUGACACUGCAGGGCUGCAAGCACGGAAAGCUGCUGUGGAAAGUUUCUGUAAGAACAAUGCUCAGAUUUACUCCAGCGACGUCCUCAGUAAAGCAGUUGAGCCCCAGGUUGAGGUCACUUUGGUAAAGAAGUCAGAUGGCACUCACCCAGCCAGGCUGAUGUGCAGCGCUUACAGCUUUUACCCACUAGACAUUGAGGUGACCUGGCUGAGAAACGGGAAAGAGAUUAAGGGAGGUGUAACGUCCACUGAGGAGAUGGCUGAUGGAGACUGGUACUAUCAGAUCCACUCACAUCUGGAGUACAUGCCUGAAUCUGGAGAGGAGAUCUCCUGCGUGGUGCAACACGCCAGCUUCCAAAAGCCCAUGGUCUAUAAGUGGGAUCCCUCGAUGUCUGAACCUGAUAAGAGUAAGAUUGCUAUCGGGGCUUCAGGGCUGGUGUUGGGGAUCGUGCUUUCAGCUGCUGGAUUCAUCUACUACAGGAAGAAAUGCUCAGGUCAGUGGAAGAUUGCAGGAAAUCUACAAACAGAAACGUUCCUGCGACAGUCUGGUGAGCUGCCCAGGGUGAACUCCGACUCUCACCUGAAAUCAUCUGGGAUUGGCUUCAGGAACCCCCUCAACCCUGAUAGAUAA